Tetranychus urticae (two-spotted spider mite) is the source of this 1869-nucleotide messenger RNA. The record is from RefSeq and is a predicted model, not a curated record. Lineage: Eukaryota; Metazoa; Arthropoda; Arachnida; Trombidiformes; Tetranychidae.
GUAACAACAGCUUGUAACAAUCAACAAGGCAACAAUAAUGUUAGAGUAUUUUUGGUCUUGAAUUGGUUUAAUUACAAUUUGAUUCUUAUUUUUCAUCUGUUAAAUACUGUUGUUGAUAUUUUUGCCUUUACCUGUAUCAGAGUUGUCAUCCUUUACUCUGUCUUUAUUUGUCAUCACUUGUCUCUUCACAAACUCUCAUCUGAUCAGAGAUCACAUUUUGCUGAUGUAAGGCUUCAUUGGAGAAACUAAAUAACAUUUUAAAUCAUUUUAUAAUCUGCUAUUUUGUUAACCAUUAUCUUCACCAUCAUUACCACCAUCAAGUUUGUCAACAUUAACAGCUAAAUCAUCGUUUUUCCCUGGAUAUUCACAUAUUCAUCACUUUGAUGGAACAGGCAACUUGCGAUUCUUUUUGUGCAUAUAAUUAAGCUUCUAUUUACUUUAUACAUUUCUUUUUAAUAGCUGUUAAAUUGUCAUUCCAUCAUAUUGAUUUAUUGCUGGUUAAGCUGCUAUUAGACAGUCAUGGUGGUAGACUUUUUUUGGACUUUGAUUUCGGAUCAAUUUAGAUCUCACAUUUCCAUCUUUACACGAGCUGAUUCAACUGGAAACAAAAUCUGAGUCUUUUCAUAUUGAAAUUUGAAGCAUGGAUGGUUUCCCUCGUUUUUUUCUUCUGCUCUGCACACAUGAUCUCUACAAACAUAGAGUUAUUAAACUGUGUAUAUUAAAAGAGUCAAUCUUUUAAAAUUGUUAUGGUUUGCUCUUUUAUUGGACACCUACUGGUUGAAUGAUUAUACUAAUUAAUUAAUUCUUAUACAAUAUCUCUCGAUGGUGUAGUGCUAAUUUUUAAUUGGUUUGACAUUAAUUAACAUUUGUCCGAGCUGUGAGAUCUCUUUGUUGCUCCGUUAAUCCAUGUGUAACAGCAGUCUGUCAGCAAUUAGCAUUGUCUUUACCGUUUUGUUCAGUUUUACUUGUUGAGUUUUAUCCGGGUUCCAUCAAUUGUUUUCAAACUCUGUUUUCUUGGUUGGAACAAAAGGCAUGGAAGAAGAAACAAUAAACUCAUCUCUCCUCGGAACUAAAGGCUACUGGGAAAAUUUGUACCAGGGAGAACUGGAUAACUAUCUUGAUCAUCAGGAUCCUGGUGAAAUCUGGUUCGGUAAAGGAUUGGUUACUAAAAUGGUUAAAUGGGUGAAACGUAAAUUGCCGGAUUGUGUUAAAUGUAAAAUAAUAGAUCUUGGUUGUGGUAAUGGUCAUUUACUGUAUUCGUUGUAUCAAGAGGGUUACACUGAUUUAACUGGAUUAGAUUAUGCUGAGAAAUCAAUUAAACUGGUCGAUCAGAUGGCAAAAGAUUUGUGUAUAGAUGGCUUAAUGACUUUGGCUGGUAAUGUGCUUACAUUGUAUAAAAAUAAUUUAAUCCCUGUUGAGAUCAAAUUUAAUCUCAUCAUUGACUAGGGAACUUUUGAUGCAAUCUGUCUUAAUCCUGAUCUAGAUUUAAAGCAGGUUACAAGUGGUUACCUUGCAACUUUAAAUUAUAUCCUUUCAGAUGAUGGAUUUUUCAUGAUUGCCUCAUGCAAUUGGACCAAAGAAGAGUUGAUUAACAUGUUCACUAGACCAUCAUCAUCAUCCCCAUUUCUGUCUCUUUUUGAUGCAAUCGAGACACCACAAUUUAGUUUUGGUCGGCGCAAAGGAAAUAAUGUUACCUGUUUAAUAUUUCAGAGAUUAAGUAAAUAGUGAUCAAAUUUUGAUCAGCUAGAUGAAUGAAUAAAAACUAAUCAAAAUCAAAACUGUAAUUGCAUAACUGCUAGUCCCAGGAUAAUUUCAUUUACCGCGCUCAAAAAAAUUAUCCUGUUUUAAAAUAAACACAUAAAUAAUGUA